UUGUUCCUGUUGGAGCGACUUGCACCAAUCAAAAAGGUGCAGAGGAGAGGACUGAGCCAGCCUUACCUCCACAGCCAAAAGAUCGCCGGGCUUAGUGGGAGAGGAAUAGGGGGGAAAACCUGAGUCGGAGGGAGGUUGAACGACUAAACUGGUUUGGAUCGGACGGUUGCUUAAAGGGGAAGCGCCAUUGUCAGCAGAGCGGCGCCCGGGGCCCGGACGGACUGGCGGCGCCCGGGAGCGAGGGCGCAGCGCUCCUAAGGAGGGAACAUUCCAUACUCUUCUGAGUAUAAGGUGAAUCCUUGCUGUUGACAGCUUUACAUCAAUGUGCCUACUUGUAUGCCCACAAAUUAUGUUAAAGAUUGAAAACAAACUUAUAGAUGGAUCCUCUCCAACUCUGGUGUUUUUUCAACAUGUACUGUGCCUCAACUACCAUUUCUAAGUGAAAUAAAGCCAUUUAUUUGAGUCUUGGAUUAUUGUUUGCUCAACUAAUCUGCCCAAGAUUGAUGCAGUCAAGGUAGAUGAACCAAGUUAUCAUCAAGAGAUCAUUUUGUUGGGUGGUACGCCUCAGCGCCAGCCAGCAGUGUAAAUAAAUUCCGAGCUUCACCCAAUUUCCAUUCCACCGUAGAUAAAAAGAAUAUCGUCAUGUCCAACAUUACUAUUGACCCAGAUGUCAAACCUGGGGAAUAUGUCAUCAAGAGUCUCUUUGCAGAAUUUGCUGUUCAAGCUGAAAAGAAAAUUGAAGUUGUAAUGGCUGAGCCUUUGGAGAAGUUAUUGUCUAGAUCUCUUCAAAGGGGUGAAGAUCUUCAGUUUGACCAGUUGAUAAGCUCUAUGAGCUCAGUAGCAGAGCACUGUCUCCCAUCCUUACUUCGCACCUUGUUUGACUGGUAUAGACGUCAAAAUGGAACUGAAGAUGAAUCAUAUGAAUAUAGGCCCCGAUCUAGCACAAAAUCUAAAGGGGAUGAACAGCAACGUGAAAGAGAUUACCUACUUGAAAGGAGAGAUUUAGCUGUAGAUUUCAUUUUUUGUUUAGUUUUAGUAGAAGUUCUGAAACAGAUUCCUGUUCAUCCAGUGCCAGAUCCCUUAGUUCAUGAAGUUUUAAACUUGGCUUUUAAGCACUUUAAACACAAGGAAGGGUAUUCAGGAACCAACACUGGGAAUGUGCAUAUUAUUGCAGAUUUAUAUGCAGAAGUGAUAGGGGUUCUUGCUCAAUCAAAGUUUCAGGCUGUGCGGAAGAAAUUUGUAACUGAAUUGAAGGAGCUGAGACAAAAAGAACAAAGCCCACACGUAGUACAAAGUAUCAUCAGUUUAAUAAUGGGGAUGAAAUUUUUCCGAGUGAAAAUGUAUCCUGUAGAAGACUUUGAAGCCUCAUUUCAGUUCAUGCAGGAAUGUGCUCAGUAUUUCCUUGAAGUAAAAGAUAAAGACAUUAAACAUGCACUUGCUGGUUUGUUUGUGGAGAUUCUCAUCCCUGUGGCUGCUGCCGUUAAAAAUGAAGUAAAUGUUCCGUGUUUGAAAAAUUUUGUGGAGAUGCUGUAUCAAACUACUUUUGAAUUGAGCUCCAGAAAAAAACAUUCACUGGCUUUGUAUCCACUGAUCACCUGCCUUUUGUGUGUCAGUCAAAAGCAAUUUUUCUUAAAUAACUGGCACAUUUUCCUACAGAACUGUUUGUCACAUUUAAAGAUGCCAUCUAACAACAGUAUCAGAAAACAAAUAGAAACACUCCAGAAUAAAGAUCCCAAAAUGUCCCGAGUUGCACUGGAAUCUUUGUAUAGACUAUUGUGGGUUUAUGUAAUUAGAAUAAAAUGUGAAAGCAACACUGUAACUCAGAGUCGUCUUAUGAGCAUAGUAUCAGCACUUUUUCCAAAAGGCUCCCGUAGCGUAGUCCCUCGUGAUACACCGCUUAAUAUAUUUGUCAAGAUUAUUCAAUUCAUUGCUCAGGAACGUUUGGAUUUUGCAAUGAAAGAAAUAAUAUUUGAUCUUCUUAGUGUUGGAAAAUCUACUAAAACCUUCACCAUUAAUCCAGAGAGGAUGAACAUUGGUCUCAGAGUCUUCCUUGUGAUAGCAGACAGUUUGCAGCAGAAAGAUGGUGAGCCACCAAUGCCAACCACAGGAGUCAUUCUUCCCUCAGGAAACACUCUUCGUGUAAAGAAAAUUUUUCUUAAUAAAACUUUGACAGAUGAAGAAGCAAAAGUCAUAGGAAUGUCAAUAUACUACCCUCAAGUAAGAAAAGCACUAGACAGCAUACUUAGACAUUUAGACAAAGAAGUUGGAAGACCAAUGUGUAUGACUAGUGUACAGAUGUCUAAUAAGGAGCCUGAAGAUAUGAUCACGGGUGAGAGAAAACCGAAGAUUGAUUUGUUUAGAACGUGUAUUGCUGCUAUCCCAAGAUUGAUUCCAGAUGGUAUGAGCAGAACUGACCUCAUUGAAUUAUUAGCAAGGCUCACAAUUCAUAUGGAUGAAGAACUACGUGCUCUGGCUUUCAAUACUCUGCAGGCACUAAUGCUUGAUUUUCCAGAUUGGCGGGAAGAUGUUCUUUCAGGAUUUGUUUAUUUUAUUGUACGUGAAGUUACUGAUGUCCAUCCUACACUUCUUGACAAUGCUGUAAAAAUGUUGGUGCAGUUAAUAAAUCAGUGGAAACAAGCAGCCCAAAUGCACAUUAAAAACCAAGACUCACAGCGCGACAUAUCUAAUGGAGCUGCUCAUACCCUUCCUUUGGAGAGAAUCCCAUAUUCCAAUGUAUUCCAUGUGGUGGAAGGAUUUGCACUUGUCAUUCUUUGUAGCAGUCGUCCUGCCACUAGGAGAUUAGCUGUCAGUGUCCUUAGAGAAAUACGAGCUUUAUUUGCACUUUUGGAAAUUUCUAAGGGUGAUGAUGAAUUGGCCAUAGAUGUCAUGGACAGAUUGAGCCCCUCCAUUCUUGAGAGCUUCAUACACCUCACAGGGGCUGAUCAGACAACUUUAUUAUAUUGCCCUGGCUCCAUAGAUUUGCAGACAUUGGCUGAGUGGAGCUCAUCUCCCAUCAGCCACCAGUUUGAUGUGAUCAGUCCAUCUCAUAUAUGGAUAUUUGCACAUGUGACUCAGGGGCAAGAUCCAUGGAUAAUUAGUCUGUCAAGUUUUAUGAAACAAGAAAAUCUUCCAAAAUACUGCUCUACUGCUGUGAGCUAUGCUUGGAUGUUUGCCUACACAAGACUUCAAUUGUUAUCUCCACAGGUUGACGUAAAUAGCCCAAUCAAUGCUAAAAAAGUCAAUGCUACCAUGAGCAGUGAUUCCUACAUUGGACUUUGGAGAAACUACCUGAUUCUUUGCUGUAGUGCAGCCACAUGCUCAUCCUCUUCAACAUCUACUGGUUCCAUGAGGUGCUCUCCUCCCGAGACGUUGGCAUCUACUCCUGACAGUGGUUAUGGCAUUGAUUCUAAAAUUAUUGGCAUUCCAUCCCCUUCUUCCUUGUUUAAGCACAUAGUUCCAAUGAUGCGCUCUGAGAGCAUGGAAAUAACUGAAUCCCUUGUUCUUGGUCUUGGCAGGACCAACCCAGGAGCUUUUAGGGAACUAAUAGAAGAAUUGCACCCUAUAAUUAAAGAAGCGCUUGAAAGAAGGCCAGAGAAUAUGAAACGGCGCAGGCGUCGAGAUAUUUUGCGAGUGCAGCUGGUACGGAUAUUUGAACUGCUGGCAGAUGCUGGUGUCAUCAGCCACAGUGCAAGUGGUGGCCUUGAUAAUGAAACACAUUCCCUCAAUAACACUUUGCUGGAGUAUGUAGAUCUAACUAGGCAACUCCUAGAAGCAGAAAAUGAAAAGGACUCUGAUACACUGAAGGAUAUACGAUGCCAUUUUAGUGCCUUAGUGGCGAAUAUCAUUCAGAAUGUUCCAGUUCACCAGAGAAGAAGCAUCUUUCCCCAACAGAGCCUCCGUCACAGUCUCUUCAUGUUGUUCAGUCAUUGGGCAGGUCCUUUUAGCAUCAUGUUUACUCCCUUGGACAGAUACAGUGAUAGGAACAUGCAGAUUAAUAGACAUCAGUACUGUGCAUUAAAGGCUAUGUCUGCUGUUCUCUGUUGUGGCCCUGUUGCAGAUAAUGUAGGACUCUCUUCAGAUGGCUACUUAUACAAAUGGCUGGAUAAUAUUUUAGAUUCUCUGGACAAAAAGGUUCAUCAGUUGGGCUGUGAGGCAGUUACACUAUUAUUGGAGCUCAACCCUGACCAGAGCAAUCUGAUGUAUUGGGCUGUGGAUCGAUGUUACACGGGUUCCAAGAGGGUAGCAGCUGGCUGCUUUAAAGCUAUAGCUAAUGUGUUCCAAAACAGGGACUACCAGUGUGACACAGUGACUCUCCUAAACCUGAUAUUAUUUAAAGCAGCUGAUUCUUCAAGGAGUAUCUAUGAAGUUGCUAUGCAGUUAUUACAGAUUCUAGAACCGAAGAUGUUUCGCUACGCUCACAAAUUGGAGGUUCAUAGAAUUGAUGGAGUACUCAGUCAGCUAUCUCCUCUGCCACACCUGUAUUCUGUUUCAUAUUAUCAAUUGUCAGAGGAAUUAGCAAGGACUUAUCCUGAACUAACCCUUGCUAUCUUUUCAGAGAUAAGUCAGAGAAUUCAAACGGCUCAUCCAGCUGGGAGACAAAUAAUGUUGCACUAUUUGUUACCAUGGAUGAACAAUAUAGAGUUGGUGGAUUUGAAACCUUUGCCAACAGUAAGGCGGCAUGAUGAAGAUGAAGAUGAAGUUUUAAAAGACCGAGAACUCAUGGUGAAUAGUAGACGUUGGCUACGAGGAGAAGGUUGGGGGUCACCACAGGCUACAGCAAUGGUUUUGAACAAUCUGAUGUACAUGACAGCAAAGUAUGGUGACGAGUUGGCAUGGUCAGAGAUUGAGAAUGUUUGGACCACACUGGCAGACAGCUGGCCAAAGAAUUUGAAAAUAAUUUUGCACUUUUUGAUCAGCAUUUGUGGAGUGAAUAGUGAACCUAGCCUCUUGCCUUAUGUGAAGAAGGUUAUUGUAUAUUUAGGCAGAGAUAAAACAAUGCAGCUCUUAGAAGAAUUGGUGAGUGAACUUCAGCUUACAGAUCCAGUCAGCUCAGGAAUCACUCACAUGGAUAAUCCACCAUAUUACCGCAUUACUUCCAGUUAUAAAAUACCAUCUGUCACCUCAGGAACCACUUCCAGUAGCAAUACAAUGGUACCUCCUACAGAUGGCAGCCUCGACAAUAAGCACGUGAAAGACAACACUGAGGAGAGCUAUGUUCAUCUAGACAUCUACAGUGGACUGAACAGCAAUUUAAAUCGACAACAUCACAGACUAGAAUCUCGUUACAGUAGCAGCUCAGGAGGGUCAUAUGAAGAAGAGAAAAGUGAUUCAAUGCCACUUUACUCUAAUUGGCGACUGAAAGUGAUGGAACAUAAUCAAGGAGAGCCCCUGCCUUUUCCUCCUGCUGGAGGGUGUUGGUCACCAUUGGUAGAUUAUUUGCCUGAAACUUCAUCACCUGGAUUAUCUCUUCACAGGUGUAACGUAGCAGUGAUCCUUUUGACUGACCUGAUCAUUGAUCAUAGUGUGAAGGUGGAAUGGGGAAGCUAUAUACACCUUCUUCUGCAUGCAAUUUUUAUAGGGUUUGACCACUGCCACCCUGAGGUAUAUGAGCAUUGCAAACGCCUGCUUUUGCAUUUAUUGAUAGUAAUGGGGUCCACCAGUAAUGUCCGAACUGUUGCUUCGGUCCUUCUCAGGAAUAAGGAGUUUAAUGAGUCCAGGGUGCUUACUGUCAGACAGUCUGCACAUUUAGACUAUACUUUCACAGGCGUUAACGACUUUAUGCCCGAUUACCAGCCCUCCCCCAUGACAGACUCAGGGCUUAGCUCCAGUUCUACCUCUUCUAGUGUCAGCCUAGGAAAUAACAGCUCGGCCAUCUCGCACCUGCACACCGCUCUUCUGAAUGAGGCAGACGUUUCAGUAGAGCAGGAUGAAAAAGUAAAAGCACUCAUGGAGUUCAUCACCUCGAGAAAAAGAGGGCCUCUUUGGAACCAUGAAGAUGUUUCUGCCAAGAACCCCAGUAUUAAGAGUGCUGAGCAGUUGACUGUUUUUCUAAAACAUGUGGUGUCUGUGUUUAAACAAUCAAGCUCAGCAAGAUUUCAGUUGGAGCAUCAUCUUAGUGAAGUCGCUUUGCAAACAGCACUUUCUUGUUCUUCUCGACACUAUGCUGGGAGAUCUUUUCAGAUUUUCAGAGCCCUGAAGCAGCCACUUUCUGCAAAUACACUUUCAGAUGUUCUUUCUAGACUUGUAGAAACUGUAGGUGAUGCAGGAGAAGAUGCCCAGGGUUUUGUGAUAGAACUCCUUCUCACUUUGGAGUCUUCAAUUGAUACGUUGGCAGAAACCAUGAAGCAUUAUGAUCUUCUUUCUGCCCUUUCUAAAACCUCAUACCAUGAUCCUGUCAUGGGAAACAAGUUUGCAGCUAACAGGAAAAGCACUGGACAACUCAAUCUAAGCACAAGCCCUAUUAAUAGUGGCAAUUAUUUGAGCUAUUACAGCAAUGCAAGAAGUAACUCUUUGAGACUAAGUUUAAUUGGUGACCGAAGAGGUGACAGGCGAAGGAGUAACACACUGGAUAUAAUGGAUGGACGGAUAAAUCAUGGUGGCAGUUUAGCAAGGACUAGAAGCCUUUCCUCUCUGAGAGAGGGAGGAAUUAAUGAUGUGCAAUCCACUACUGACCCUACUAACUUGAUGGCCACCAUAUUUUGGAUAGCAGCAUCCUUGCUGGAAUCAGAUUAUGAAUAUGAAUACCUCCUGGCUCUCAGGCUACUCAAUAAACUGCUCAUUCACUUGCCUUUGGAUAAAUCUGAGAGCAGAGAGAAGAUUGAAAAUGUACAAAGUCAAUUAAAAUGGAAUAAUUUUCCAGGUCUUCAGCAGCUUUUCCUUAAGGGCUUUACCUCAGUAUCUACACAGGAAAUGACAGUCCACCUCCUCAGUAAACUCAUUACUGUCUCCAAAUACACUUUGGUGGAUCCUUCCCAAUUAUCAGGUUUUCCCUUAAACAUCCUGUGCUUAUUGCCUCAUUUAAUUCAGCAUUUUGAUAACCCAACACAGUUCUGCAAAGAAACAGCUGGUCGAAUAGCAAAGGUCUGUGCAGAAGAAAAAUCACCAACACUUGUCAAUUUGGCUCACAUGAUGAGUUUAUACAGUACACACACUUAUUCCAGGGACUGCUCAAAUUGGAUUAAUGUAGUAUGUCGAUAUCUACAUGAUUCCUUCUCAGAAACUACAUUUAAUCUUGUAACUUACCUUGCUGAGCUUUUAGAAAAAGGGCUGUCCAGUAUGCAGCAGUCUUUACUACAGAUCAUUUAUAGCCUUCUGAGUCAUAUUGACCUCUCAGCGGCCCCAGUGAAACAAUUUAAUUUGGAGAUUAUAAAGGUUAUUGGGAAAUAUGUACAGAGUCCAUACUGGAAAGAAGCCCUCAACAUAUUAAAACUGGUGGUAUCCCGGUCUGCAAGCCUUGUUGUCCCUAACGAUAUCCCUAAGAGUUAUGGCAGUGAUAUGGGUUCUCCUGAAAUAUCAUUCACAAAAAUUUUUAAUAAUGUCUCCAAGGAGUUGCCUGGAAAGACAUUAGAUUUUCAUUUUGAUAUAUCUGAGACACCAAUUAUUGGAAAUAAAUAUGGUGAUCAACAUAGUGCAGCUGGAAGAAAUGGGAAACCAAAAGUCAUUGCAGUUACUCGAAGUACCUCUUCAACUUCAUCAGGUUCUAAUUCAAAUGCCCUUGUGCCUGUUAGCUGGAAGAGACCACAGUUAUCCCAGAGAAGAACAAGAGAGAAGCUAAUGAAUGUGCUAUCCCUCUGUGGUCCAGAGUCUGGUCUCCCAAAGAAUCCAUCGGUUGUGUUUUCUUCUAAUGAGGAUUUGGAGGUUGGAGACCAACAAACUAGUCUUAUUUCUGCAACAGAGGAAAUAAUUCAGGAGGAGGAAGUGGUUGUGGAGGACAACAGCAGCGAACAGCAAUUUGGAGUUUUUAAGGAUUUUGACUUUUUAGAUGUGGAGCUGGAAGAUGCAGAGGGUGAAAGUAUGGACAAUUUCAACUGGGGAGUCCGUCGGCGCUCACUUGACAGCAUUGACAAAGGGGACACGCCCUCCCUUCAGGAAUGUCAGUACUCUGGCAGCACACCCAGCCUCAACUUGACCAAUCAGGAAGAUACCGAUGAGUCCUCAGAAGAGGAAGCAGCCCUGACAGCAAGCCAAAUCCUCUCUCGCUCCCAAAUGUUAAACAAUGAAUCGGCUCUAGAUGAAGUGCCAGACAACCAAGACUCCCUUCUUCAGUGCCGAGAUUCAGCUAGCAGUGUCACCAUAGAAGAAGUGCUUCAGAUCAGAGCUGACAGCCCGAGUGUGGAGGCUUCUCUAGAUAAUGUUAACAGCCAGCUGCCUGAGGUGGGGAGACAGGAUGGAAGUUCAUUAUUGAAAGAUGAACAUGUUAACAUGGCUUUUGAAGACGAAGGGUCCUAUGUUAUGCAAGAACAGCAAGAAUCUCUCAUGUGUCAAGAAAUUCUUGAAUUGGAAGAAACUGAAAUCCCAGAGCCCCCAAUCCUUGAAAGCUAUCCUGAAUCAGUGUGUGAAGAGGAUGUUACCCUUGCUUUGAAAGAGCUGGAUGAAAGAUGUGAAGAAGAAGAAGCUGACUUCUCAGGUUUGUCUAGCCAAGAUGAGGAAGAACAGGAUGGCUUUCCAGAAAUGCAGACAUCCCCGCCACCAUCACCAUUUCUUUCUGCCAUAAUAGCAGCUUUUCAGCCAGUAGCAUAUGAUGAUGAAGAAGAAGCCUGGCGUUGUCAUGUCAACCAAAUGCUUUCUGACACAGAUGGGUCCUGCGCUGUCUUCACUUUCCAUGUGUUCUCCAGGCUGUUUCAGACCAUUCAAAGAAAAUUUGGGGCUAUAACAAAUGAUUCAGUCAGUUUUCUUGGAGAGAGUCUCCAGCGAAUUGGAACAAAGUUUAAAAGUUCAUUGGAAGUAAUGAUGAUGUGUUCAGAAUGCCCAACAGUAUUUGUGGAUGCUGAAACGUUGAUGUCAUGUGGUUUGCUAGAAACACUAAAGUUCAGCGUGUUAGAAUUGCAAGAACAUCUGGAUACGUAUAAUGCCAAAAGAGAAGCAGCUGAACAGUGGUUAGAAAAUUGCAAGAGGACAUUUGGUGGUGGUGAUAACAUGUAUAGAAAUAACACAGAUGCACAGCAAAUGGAAAUUCUAGCAGAACUGGAAUUGUGUCGAAGGUUAUACAAAUUGCAUUUCCAGUUGCUACUUCUGUUCCAGGCCUACUGUAAACUUAUCAGCCAAGUAGAUACAAUCAAAAAUGAAGCAGAGGUCAUUAACAUGUCAGAUGAACUUGCCCAGUUGGAAAGUUUUCUUCAGGAGGCUGAAGCUGCCUCCGAGAACAUUGAAGAGGCUGAUGUACCUGAGGCUGCACAGGCAACAAUAGAAACUGCCAUUCAUUCUCUCAUUGAAACUUUGAGAAAUAAGGAGUUUAUGGCAGCAGUAGCACAAGUCAAAACAUUCAGGUGUCUUUGGCCCAAUGACAUAUUUGGCAGUUGUGAAGAUGAUCCUGUUCAAACACUGUUACACAUAUAUUUCCGUCAUCAAACAUUGGGCCAGACAGGCAGUUUUGCAGUUAUAGGCUCUAACCAGGACAUGUCAGAAGCCGGUUUAAAACUGAUGGAACUUAAUCUAGAAAUAAGAGAAUCUCUACGAAUGGUGCAAUCAUAUCAGCUUCUAACAAAGGCCAAACCUAUUGGAAAUUUGGUGAGCACUGGAUUCUGAAAAGCUUCAUCAUUUAGAAAAUGAAAAAGAUUAAAACUGAGAGAUACUUCAGAAUUUUAUCAAGCACCUUUCACAAACUGUUGCAACUUUUAUUGAUACUUUUUCCAGCAGCAUCCACAACCUUGGUGACCAAUGUAGAAUUUUAUCAAAAUAAGAAAUUAAGAACUUGAAAACAAAAGCUCUGAAGGAAAAAAAAAUGCUUACUGACUGCCAUUACUUCACAUAACUAUGUACAGUAGUAACUUUUUAAAAAAUUAUAUAAAAUAAACUACAUGAAAGGAAAAGGGCUAAAAGCGAUGCACAGAAAUGCAUUAUUUUCUGCAGCAAGAAAAUAAUUCCAAGAGUAGUUGCAAUAAUGUUUCUCUAAUAAUGAAACAAUGAAAAGCAGGUGGAAUGAGGCUGAAAUCAAGGCUGAUUUAUUUUAGCUGAAGACCUGCAAGGCUUCCUGGCUUUCCAGCAAUCAUAAGCAUAAUCGUCACUUGAUACCUAAUUAUCUACAUGAAGAAUGUGCAGUCAGACAUCAGCAGAAAAAGACUUGUUUGCAAAAACCAUUGAUUGCUUAAUGUUUGGGGAUUGCAGUUGUGUGUGGUGGACUUUUUUGUUUUUGUUUUGUCUGCAUAAGGAAUUAUAUGUGCGAGAGUUAGGAUGUGUGGAUAUGUGACAGUCACAUUUUCAAAGUAUGGAUGUUUGUUGAUAAAGUCUCAGAGCAUGCCUAAAAGAGCACUGCAAAUUAUUUUUGAAGAAAUUUUAUUUUAUUAGAUCUAACUCUUCAUAGUGUGUAAAUGUUAGGACAUUAAAUAAUAUUUUAAAACUGGGCUUUCCCAGAAUUUCUAAAAGAAAUAAUAUAUCUGUUAACUUUAUUGGAAUGCUGCUCAGUUCUCUGAUCAGUGCUUAUGUUACAAUUAUUGAUAACAACUAACCAAAGUAGCUGCCUGCAGAGACUUUAAAAUGUAUAUUAAAGAUAAUAUGCUGCCCAUCAGCAACUCACUAGAAAAAAGUUAACUUAUUUUAUUCUGUAAAUAUUCUAGAAAUUGUAUAGAAUAAAACCAGUAUUUUUCUUGUACAUUUGUGCAAUGCACUGUUAUACAAGAAUAGGUGUACAAAGCUAAUGAAAAAAUUGUGGCCACUGGUGGUAGAAACAUAUGACUUGCAGAUCCUGUUGUCUGCUGAAGAGGUGCAAAUGUAUUGAUGUUUAUUCAGGACUUAAGUGACAACUAAGGAAGCUUGGGCUGCAGAAGAAAAAUAAAAUAAAAGGACCACAGAGGAUGGAUACCAAAACAUGCGAUAGACUUCUCCAUUGAGUCUGUGGUAUAACAUGAACUGUACCUGUUGGGGUUUUUUUUAAAAGCAUUUUGUAAACGAAAUGAAUGUAGUCCCACGAUUCCUCUGAUUUGAAAGGAACACCUUGUAUUUUUUAUAUGCAUCUCUUACCCACUGUGAUUUUUUUAAAAACCAGGCUCUGUGAUUCCAGAGUUUAGAAUGUAGAAAUGAUAUUCUUAGCUUUGCCUUUUCUUGGGGAAGAGGACCCCACCAGAAAUGUAAUUAUGCUGAAAUGCAUUAAUUGAAGGCACUGUGCGCGCUGUUGGACUGCUGACAGUAGUUAUGUUACCUUUAAAGUUCUAUAACUGGUCAUGGCACAUUCAUAAUCACUGUAUUUUUUUGACCCUGAUAAAACUGAGUUAUUUUGAUGG
Molecule: messenger RNA, 11435 nt
Organism: Vombatus ursinus (common wombat)
Lineage: Eukaryota; Metazoa; Chordata; Mammalia; Diprotodontia; Vombatidae
Gene: FRYL
Product: FRY like transcription coactivator
Exons: 65
Coding region: 643-9744 (3033 amino acids)
Biological process (GO): neuron projection development; cell morphogenesis
Cellular component (GO): site of polarized growth; cell cortex
Source: RefSeq, a predicted model, not a curated record